Molecule: messenger RNA, 1137 nt
Organism: Cydia pomonella (codling moth)
Lineage: Eukaryota; Metazoa; Arthropoda; Insecta; Lepidoptera; Tortricidae
Product: mucin-2-like
Exons: 7
Coding region: 1-1062 (353 amino acids)
Source: RefSeq, a predicted model, not a curated record
AUGUUAUAUUCGUCCGAUAUUGCUGAAGCCCAGUCAUUAGUAUGCCCCGCCGUACGCACAACCAGCGGUUGGUUGGACCUGUUCCCGCUGCCAUGUCGUAAGUCCUCUGAAUGCCGGACCGUCAUGGGGCCCUCGCACGUCUGUUGUAAGGGCUACUGCACUAAGGGCGUCGCAGCGCAGAUCCGAAACGUGACUAACCAGUCCAGCACAAGCACAUCCAGUACAAGCACUAGCACAACAACCACCAGCACAACCACCACGACAACGACAACCACUACAACUCCAAGUACCACCAGCUCCACGACUACUACUACGACGACAACGACGACGACGCCCAAGCCGACGACGACGGAAGCGCUGCGGCCCUACUUCACGCUGCUGCCUAUCAUCCCCGCACCAUCUACAGCCAAGCCCACUAAAGCUGCAGUGAAGAAAGGCAAACAACAACAGAAGCUAGUGUGUCCAAAGUCAGGACAGUCGGCGUUCGUGUUAUUCCCGGUGCCGUGCGAGAACAGCGCGCAGUGCCGCAAGAGCAGCGGAGCCGACCACGUGUGCUGCGAGUCGCGCUGCGUCAAGGGAGUCCCGGCGCCGCGCUCCGAGCCUAUUCAGCAAGCUUCACAUCAACCACUUCUCGGCGUGAUACCGCGAGAGUGCCCGUCACAGCCGCUGGGAGAGCUCCUGUUCGAGGUGCAGUCUUGUAAGACUGAUGCAGACUGCUGGCCGAGGGUGUGCUGCCCUGAUGGCAAGAGAUCCUACUGUCGGACGGCGAAGGCCAGACUAGAUUUAGUGCCGGUAGUCGGCAAUCAAAUCAAUCAACCCGUGCGUGCGCUGGAGCAGUACCUGCAGUGCACGGCGCCGCCCAAGCCCGACCUGUUCCCGAAGCAGUGUCAAUCCAGCGUGGACUGCUUCCCUAACCUGUGCUGUGCGGAGGGCGGCAAGAAACACUGUCGCCCGCCACAGAGGAGUUUGCUAGCUUUGUUAGCAGGCAUGGGACAGAGAUUUGGAACCACCCUAGUGAACCUGCGGCAAGCACAAGCAAAUAGAGAUAAUAAUAAAAUAUAAAAAAUAGGCAUUAAGUGACUUAUUAUAAGUUAAUGUUUUGUACUUUUAUAUUUAAAAUAAAAUUGUUGUUCUAAA